Molecule: messenger RNA, 2664 nt
Organism: Clonostachys rhizophaga
Lineage: Eukaryota; Fungi; Ascomycota; Sordariomycetes; Hypocreales; Bionectriaceae
Source: the annotation of a GenBank genome assembly
AUGGCUGGAUAUGACGAUGAUUUCGACGCUGUAUACAUACCCAGAGCUGGGGCUUCUCCAGACAAAGAAGAUCACAAUAGCGUGAAGCCCAUUAUUCAAACCUACCCUCCUCUAGGGCAAGCCACUCCCGUUGGAGAUGGCCAUAUCAACAUCCGUCUUGUGCUUCAGACAUCUUCUCAUGAUGAAAAAGAAGACCAAUGGGAAGUCUUGCUUUGGCACUCGGUUGAUGAAUCAGGCUGGUCCGAAGCCCCAUUUUACCAAGUUGACAAACACAACGAGCCGCAUAUUCUACAAGAUGUCUCAGUCCAGAGGAUCAACCGUUUUUAUGAAGUCCCUGUGGAUUUUCAGCGCUCACUGAAAUUCACGCUGAAGUUCCGUCAGAAUCUCCGGUCGCCAUGGGUCUGGGUGCGUGAUGAGCAUGGAUUCGAUGAUGGGAUCAUCGUCCGACAAGUUACCCAACCCCAGUCCAAGGACCUUGGCGAUUUCCUCGGUGAUUUGAACCCAGAAUGGAAAGUUACAGGAUGUCUAAGUGAAUCUCCCGGAACUCAGCUAUGGUCACUCAAAGUUAGUAUUCCGUUGGCUAGAGAUGACGUGUCUGGUACAAGGAGCAUUCGAAUUGCUUCCCCUCCGGCCUCAUUCCUUAGGUGGUUCGCCUUGGUUCGGCAGAAAGCUCCUUGGAUAGCGCCCCGUCAGGGCCGAGGCCAACUCGCUUUACAAGAAGAUGCCGUCUUAUGUGCCUUCCUCGGAUCGGAUGGUAGGCAUGUAGUCUUUCUCGCAGUAAGCUCAGUGGACAAUGUCACUGCUGUGUUACAGUCGGAUUCGGACGGUGCCCUCUUGGCCUAUGGCCGGAGCGAUGCAGAUGCAGAUCAUCCUAAAAGCGAAUGCACAAUUUUGGUUGCUGAAGGCAUAGAUUUUAACCAUGCGGUAGCUGCAGUUACAUACUACUCUAGAAAGCUUAGAUCACAACCAUACACAGCCUCGGAAAAGGAGACGAAAACUGGUGACGAAGUUAACACACAAUGGUACCAAAAAUGGAACGAUGGCCUUGGAUAUUGCACCUGGAACAGCUUGGGCCAAGAUUUAACUGAAAAUACCAUUUUGAAUGCCCUGGAUGAUUUAGCCCGCAAUGACAUCAACAUCUCGACUCUGAUUAUAGAUGAUAAUUGGCAAUCAAUCGAUGCUGAGGGAGCCAACCCUUUCCAGCGAAGCCUCCUCGAAUUCGAGGCCAAUACAGCAGGGUUUCCGGAUGGCCUAAAGGCCACCGUCUCACGGAUCAAAAAGAACCACCCCAAUAUCCUUCAUAUAGGUGUAUGGCAUGCUUUGUUAGGCUAUUGGGGAGGUAUCUCUCCAAAGGGAAAGCUCGCCAAAUCAUAUCAAACGAUCGAGCUCGACAGUGAACGAUCAGGACGUGUCGACUUGCCUCUCAAAGACAAAAUCACGGCCGUUUCCAAAGACGACGUGGGCAGAUUUUACAAGGACUUUUAUGCAUUUCUCGAAGAUGCAGGGAUUACAGCAGUCAAAACCGACGCUCAGUUCAUGGUGGACAAUUGGUCGAGCGCCUCAGCCCGAAGGGAGCUCCUCAACGAGUACUUCGAUGCCUGGAUCAUUGCGUCCCUCAUUCAUUUUAGCAUGGACGUUGUAUCGUGCAUGUCGCUAUUUCCACAGGCAGUUUUCUAUUCCCAGUUGCAGCCCACCAGGCCAUCUUUUCGGGUUCGUACUUCUGAUGAUUUCUUCCCUCACAUUCUUGACUCGCAUGCUUGGCAUGUCUGGGCCAACGCGCAAAAUUGCAUAUUCAUGCAGUAUUUGAAUAUCAUUCCGGACUGGGACAUGUUUCAAAGUGUCGGGGACUAUGCCGGCUUCCACGCUGCUGCAAGAUGUGUUAGUGGUGGCCCGGUAUACAUCACCGAUGUUCCUGGCAAACACGACUUGGAGCUGCUCAAGCAGAUCGCAGCGACCAAUCCGUUAGGACGGAGCACCGUUUUCCGACCAAGUGUUGUUGGAAGAUCUCUUCUCCCCUUUGCUGGGUACAAGGAUGGGUUGUUUCUACAAAUCGGAAGCUACCAUGGGGCAUCCGGAACAGGAACUUCAAUCUUGGGUACAUUUAACGUAUCAGAUCGCGCAUUGACCGAAUUGAUUCCACUAUCCAUCUUCCCAGGAGUCACCAGUUCGACGCAUUAUGUAGUCAGAGCUCAUAGUACAGGGCGAGUCACAGCACCCAUCAGCCCAAACACUGCACAAGAGUUUGUUGCCUGCUCCCUCGAUGUGCAGGGUUACGAAAUCUUCUCAGCAUUCCCCUUGGUAGCUAUCCAAAGCAACAAGUAUGGAGAAGUGUUGAUUGCGAAUCUCGGACUCUUGGGGAAGAUGACAGGUUGUGCUGCAGUUAUUUCCAAUCGCAUCGAAAGAAGGUCGAACGGGAGGUUGCUCAUUGAUACAAAUAUAACAGCUUUUGGAGUUUUGGGCCUAUAUGUCUCAACUCUUCGAAGAAUGACAAUUGACGAUUUCAUGGUGACAAUUCAGGAGAAGCCCAUUCCACCAAGCACCGUGAGGAUGUCGGCAGUCAGCGAUUUCGUUCUAGAAAUAGAUGUAGAGAGAGCCUUCAAAGAAAUGAAGCUCGACACUCAGUGGUACAACGAAGUUGAGGUGAAGAUAUACUUCCCGACUUAG